This is a messenger RNA of Mustela erminea (ermine), 2160 nucleotides long. RefSeq names its product regulator of cell cycle (gene RGCC). The record is from RefSeq and is a predicted model, not a curated record. Gene Ontology annotation, biological process: regulation of cell cycle. The coding region runs from base 62 to 409 and encodes 115 amino acids. NCBI's taxonomy places the organism in Eukaryota, Metazoa, Chordata, Mammalia, Carnivora, Mustelidae. Gene Ontology annotation, molecular function: protein kinase binding; protein kinase activator activity. Gene Ontology annotation, cellular component: cytoplasm. The transcript has 3 exons.
GUCUCCGGGCUCAGCAUCCCGCAGGACCCUCCGCCGCGCGCGCGCGGGGCCGAGCCAGCCCAUGAAGCCGCCCGCCGCGCAGAGCAGCCCCGCGGCCGCCGCGGCGGCAGCCCCGGCCUUGGACUCGGCGGCCGCCGGGGACCUGACGGAUGCGCUGUGCGAGUUUGACGCGGUGCUGGCCGACUUCGCGUCGCCCUUCCACGAGCGCCACUUCCACUACGAGGAGCACCUGGAGCGCAUGAAGCGGCGGAGCAGCGCCAGCGUGAGCGACAGCAGCGGCUUCAGCGACUCCGAGAGAAAGAAAGCUGGGACAGUCUGUCCAGUGCUGUGCUCUUGCAAAGAACAACUCCUUUCUAAACCACAGCAGCGUUUGGCUGGGAUAUGGUCUGAGCUGGCCCAUCAGGGGUGAUUGCAACUCCCUGGGAGUAGGAUUUCAGAGUUGGUUUUCAGGGGCCUCAAAGACAAGGCACUCAGAAACACAUUCUUAACGAUUUGGGGGGAGACAUUUGGAGUUGUCUACAGUUUCUCUUGAGGGGAGGGCAUGCCCUUGCACGCACGUGUGUAUUUUGUUUUCUGUUUUUGUUGUUAACUGUUUUGCUGACCUUUAGUUUGAUGGCUAGAGGCAUAGUAGGGACGGUCUAAAGAAGGCUCCGAUGACACUUGUCUUCCUUAUAAAUGUGUAGUUUGUCCCCCAUAAGACUGGUUAGAAAUAGUGUUGGCAGAAGCAGUGUCAAAUAAUAAUUUCUUGAGGAAGCAUAAUGUUUGUCUCUUAACUACCACCAAGAACUGAGCACAGACAUUUACUUAUUUGAUGUGUUUACCUGUUCACUGCUUUUCUGAGGAGGACAAUGAGAGAGGUAGAUCCUACUGAGAUUUAGGCUACCAAAGAAGGACAUACCAGGAUAAUGAUCAAACGAGUAGCUCACUUUUACGAAGCCUUUAUUAGGAUUAUUAUUAUUAUUUAUUAGCUCUUACUAGUAGUGGUCCCUUUGCUGUGCUUUACAUGUGUUAUCUCAUAGGAUCUCUACCACAGUCCUAAAGACUGCUCUGGUCACCAUGGAUGGUUAGCUGGUCCUACUGGACCUGGGUCACGUGCCUCUUUAUAGUUGUUGUGCCUGAAGGUGUCUUUUCAAGGCAGUGGUCAUCUGCCUGGGUCAGUGGGGCCCAGGCUGAGUUCUUUGGGGGCCCUGGGCAGUAGGUGGGCCUCAGUUUCUCUAGCUGCGAAAUUGAAAGGAUGCUGCUUAGUAGUGCUAGUGGGAAACAUCCAUAGGCUCAACGAUUUAGGAGAAAAAAUUUGCUCUGUUUCAUGCUUUCAGGAAAACAUUAAAAUGCAUGCACCAGGCUCUGUUCUAUAGAUCAGAUACAAUUGUUCAAGUGUCAAAUGGAAAUGUUACAAAUGAGCUAUCAGCCAGUGGUCCUUGAUUCUCACUCAGCCUCAUCUAGGGCUCUAUCAUUCAAGAAAGGUAGCCACCUUACACAGUAGCUCAAAGCAGCAAUUCUGUUUUUUGAAGAACCCUUCCUUAGGGGCGCCUGGGUGGUUCAGUUCGUUAAGCAUCAGCCUGAUUGUAGCUUAGGUCAUGAUCUCAGGGUCGUGAGAUUGAGCUCCGUGUGUGGGCGCCAUGCAGAACCUGCGUAAGAUUCUCUUUCUCCUCUGUCUCCCUCUGCCCCUACCCCAAAAAAAGAAAAGGAAAUAAAGAAAAGAACCCUUCCUUUUCUUACUAAAAUAAAAAAAGGGUUGCUUGCAUCCAAAGAAGAAACAGACUAUUCCUUUCAUCCAAAGAAGCAAAUUACUUAGAAGAAUGUACGUUUAAUAAGUACUCCCUGUUCCCACUUACAGGGGGUCCUUUAGAGACAUGAAGAGGACCAAAAUGAAAAUUGCAAGAUCACGCCACAUUCGGAUGGCAUUCAAAUGGGGCUUGAUCAAAACAGGCUGGUUCCUUUCCCCUAGACUUGGGUCCAACAUACACUUUGGUGGGAGCUGUCUUAAUGUCAGCAGUAAAAGGGCGGUGUAAUUAGGAGCUCGGGCAAUGUUGUUCAAACUUGAUCCUUAGAGGUUUGCCCCAGAGGCUAUAAAUUUCUUGGGUUUAAACUUAUUUUAAAAAAUAUACUGCUUUUUAGUAUUUUUUAAACAAAAUAUUAUUUAUUUCUGGGACAGAGAAA